UGGGGCUUGGGCGGCAGCGGCGGUGGGGUGGAGAAGUAGGGUGCGCACCUGGGCCCCCCUGGCCAUGGCGGCGAAGGUGGACCUGAGCACCUCCACCGACUGGAAGGAGGCAAAAUCAUUUCUGAAGGGCCUGAGUGACAAACAGCGGGAGGAACAUUACUUCUGCAAGGACUUCAUCAAGCUGAAGAAGAUCCCGACCUGGAAGGAGACCGCGAAAGGGUUGACCGUGAAGGCGGAGGAGCCCAAGUAUAAGAAGGACAAGCAACUCAACGAGAAGAUCUCCCUGUUCCGAGGUGAUAUAACCAAGCUGGAGGUGGACGCCAUUGUCAACGCCGCCAACAGCUCCCUGCUCGGAGGCGGAGGCGUGGACGGCUGCAUUCACCGGGCCGCCGGGCCCCUGCUCACAGACGAGUGCCGGACCCUGCAGAGCUGCGAGACUGGCAAGGCCAAGAUUACUGGGGGCUAUCGGCUGCCGGCUAAGUAUGUCAUCCAUACGGUGGGGCCCAUCGCCCACGGAGAGCCCAGCGCCAGCCAGGCCGCCGAGCUCCGCAGCUGCUACCUGUGCAGCCUCGACCUGCUGCUGGAACACCAGCUCCGCUCGGCGGCGUUCCCUUGCAUCUCCACCGGCGUGUUUGGCUACCCUAACGCGGCGGCAGCCGAGGUAGUGUUGGCCACUCUGCGCGAGUGGCUAGAGCAGAACAAGGACAAGGUGGACCGGCUGAUCAUCUGUGUGUUCCUGGAGAAGGACGAAAACAUCUACCUGCAACGGCUCCCCCACUACUUCCCCGUGGCCUGACGGCACCCCGCCACCCACCCUGACCAGGACUGACCUGCUGCAGCCCACCGGACCUCGCUCCCAGCUCUGAGGCCACCGCAGCCUGCAGCUGGGCCUGGGCCUGGCCACCACCCUUCCCCCCAGCCCCGCCCCUCGGGAGCCUCCUAAUAAAGGCCACGCCUG
Molecule: messenger RNA, 958 nt
Organism: Pteropus alecto (black flying fox)
Lineage: Eukaryota; Metazoa; Chordata; Mammalia; Chiroptera; Pteropodidae
Gene: MACROD1
Product: MACRO domain containing 1
Exons: 11
Coding region: 65-796 (243 amino acids)
Biological process (GO): peptidyl-glutamate ADP-deribosylation; purine nucleoside metabolic process; DNA damage response
Cellular component (GO): nucleoplasm
Molecular function (GO): ADP-ribosylglutamate-[protein] hydrolase activity
Source: RefSeq, a predicted model, not a curated record